Anopheles merus is the source of this 2989-nucleotide messenger RNA. RefSeq names its product probable chitinase 10. Lineage: Eukaryota; Metazoa; Arthropoda; Insecta; Diptera; Culicidae. The record is from RefSeq and is a predicted model, not a curated record. Gene Ontology annotation, cellular component: extracellular region. The transcript has 4 exons. The coding region runs from base 227 to 2989 and encodes 920 amino acids. Gene Ontology annotation, biological process: chitin catabolic process; carbohydrate metabolic process. Gene Ontology annotation, molecular function: chitinase activity; chitin binding.
CGCUCUGCUGGUUCAGUUCAGUUCCGUCCCGAUUGCGGAAAGUGAACACGCGCACACAGGCUGCAAGUUCUUGGCAAGUUAUUCUGAAGAAAAAAAAACAGUGCAAGUUAGUGCAACCUGUUUCUUCCGUGUGUUUGUGUGAGAGAGUUUUUCAUCUUAAACCGAGUGAUUGUGAAUUUCUCCCCGAUUCUGGAACGUGUAGAACGCACGCAAACCACCGUCAGCAAUGAAGGUUGCCGCGGUAGCUGGAUUGCUGCUGAUCAGCGUUGCUAGCAUUAACGCCGCUACCGAUCGUAUCGUGUGCUAUUUUGGUAGCUGGGCUACCUACCGCAUUGGCAAUGGCAAGUACGACGUGGAGAGCAUCAAUCCCAACCUCUGUACGCACAUCGUGUACACGUUCGUGGGCCUAGAUACGAAGGGCAAUGUGAAGAUACUGGACAGCUGGCUGGACAUCAGUCUCGGUGGCUAUUCGCGCUUCAUCCAGCUGAAGCAACGCAACCCGAACGUGAAGCUAAUGGUCGCAAUCGGAGGCUGGAACGAAGGAUCCGCCUCCUACUCGACGAUGGCCAACUCGGACCUGCUGCGUGCGGUGUUCGUCGAGUCGGCCGUUGCGUUCGUUAAGCGAUACGGAUUUGACGGGUUCGACGUGGACUGGGAGUAUCCGACACUGCGCGGCGGUUCGGUGGACGAUCGAGUUGGCUUUGUCAAGCUAUUGCGCGAUCUUCGCGCCCGGUUCGAUCAAGAAGGGCUGCUGCUGUCGAUUGCGACUGCGGCGACGGCGGACUAUCUGAGAUCGGCGUAUGACGUGCCGGAGAUUAACAAGUACGUACACUUUGUUAACUUGAUGGCAUACGAUUUGCACGCGUACUGGGACGCUCAGACCGGUGCGAAUGCACCGAUGUAUCCGAACUCUUGGGAGACGGGCUAUACCUCCAGUAUGUUGAAUGUGGACGCUUGCGUUAAGGCUUGGUUGGGUGCCGGUUUGGAUCCUUCGAAGCUUGUUCUUGGCGUGCCCGUCUAUGGACACACCUUCAAACUGUCCUCUACCUCGGACACUCGCAUCGGUGCACCAACUAUCGGUCCGGGAGAUGCCGGUCCGUACACACUGGAACCGGGCACCCUCUCCUAUCUGGAAAUCUGUGAAAAGCUAGCUGCUGGUGGGUACACGAAAGCGUUCAGCAGUGUUCAGCAGGUGCCGUACGCGUACAGUGGCAACCAGUGGAUAUCGUACGACGAUGUCAACUCGAUUGCGAUCAAGGUACAGUACGCGAAGCGUAUGAACCUGGGCGGCAUCAUGGUGUGGUCUAUUGAGUCUGAUGAUGCGCGAGGAAUCUGCGGUGAGGGACAGCAUCCAAUCACGUCGGCCGUGUACAGGGAAGUGUUUGGAACGGUAGCUCCAACACCGGGAACAACUACAACUACAGCGAAGACCACCACUACCACUACAAGCACGGCACGACCGAUCACGACCACAACAACGCAACGACCGUUAACCACGACCACCACUAUGUACAGGACCACCACCACUACUACGACUGCAAGGCCGACCCAAAAGCUGGUCUGUCCUGCAAGUGGUUUCCUGCGGGAUCCAAACAACUGCGCCCAAUUCUACCAGUGUUAUCCGGGACUACAAAUAACUGAUCAAUUUACCGUCCUCAUUUCAGAUAAGGUGUUCUGCUUCUUCGACAACAAGGCCACGUACCGCGUGGGCGAUGGUAAGGUGACGGUCGAGGACAUCAAUCCCAACCUCUGCACACACAUCGUCUACAGCUCGAUCACGCUCACGUCCACCGGCAGCAUCAAGCUGCUCGACAGCUAUGCCGACGUCACGAAUGGCGGGUUUGCACGCUUCAAAAGCGUCUGCCAGCGUGCACCCGCCGUCAAGUGCAUGAUCGGGCUGAACAGUCUCCAGUCCGGCUCGAGCCCAUUUUCCACCCUCAUGAACAACACCGUCACCCGCCAGGCGGCCGUCUCCUCCAUCCUGAGCUUUCUCAUCCAGCAGUACCAGUUCGAUGGGCUCGACUUUUACUGGCAGUAUCCCGUGCUGAAAGGCGGCAAUCCCGAGGAUCGGUUCAACUUUGUCACCUUCAUCUCGGAACUGUCCGCCAAUCUGCACAUGUACGGGCUGCUGCUGACGCUCAGUGUUGCGCCGACGAGCGACUUCUUCAUGGGCAGCUACAACGUGCCGAGUUUGGUGCGGUACGUCGACUACUUCAACGUGAUGGCGUUCAAUAUGCACCACUACUGGGACGGCAAGACGGGCCAUCAAAGUGCGCUGUACGCUAGCGGCAAGGAAACGUCCCUCUAUGAAGCCCAGCUCAAUGUGGACGCCGUCAUUACCGGGUGGAUCGCGGAAGGUGCACCAGCCGCGAAGCUCAUCCUUGGAGUUACUCCGACGGCGAACAUUAUGAAGCUGUACGCAGCGAACGAUAGCGGCAUCGGUGCACGAACGGCUGGCCGGGGUGAUAUGGGCCAGUACACAACGACCGAGGGCAUCAUGUCCUACCCCGAGCUGUGUCUGGAGCGAGCGAAAGCAGGAUGGGAGACGGUGCUCGACCGGACGCAGGAAUCAUUCUACGCCACCAACAAAAUCUCGUGGGCCACCUACGAUGAGGUACAGACGGUGCAGCUGAAGGGUUCGUACAUUAUAACGCGCGGACUGGCGGGCAUGGCGCUGUACGAUAUGGAGAACGAUGAUGUGAAGAAUCUCUGCGGGAAGGGCUUUUAUCCACUGCUGAGAGGUGUUAAUACGGGACUGGGACGAAGGAUCCCGGAUGGUGAGUCUUCCGGCACGACGACCACUACGAAGGCAACAACGACAACCACUACGGCGACCACCAGAGCACCAACGACCACCACUACAACGACGAGAGCUACGACGACAACCACUGCUUCGCCGCCUGUUCUGCCAACAACAUGUCCUAGGAAUGGAUACGUUCGUGAUCCAACCAACUGCAGCGUCUACUAUCGAUGCAUUCCGAAUGGGUAA